Messenger RNA from Rhodamnia argentea, 1655 nucleotides. RefSeq lists its product as uncharacterized. The transcript has 3 exons. Lineage: Eukaryota; Viridiplantae; Streptophyta; Magnoliopsida; Myrtales; Myrtaceae. The record is from RefSeq and is a predicted model, not a curated record. The coding region runs from base 104 to 1417 and encodes 437 amino acids.
AACUUUUUCUCUUCUUUCACUCGGCAAUUCCUCUCACUACCUACGAAGCCAAUCUCUCUCUCUCUCUCUCUCUCUCUCUCUCUCUCUCAGCUUGACUGCGUUGAUGAGGAAGCUGUGUCCGAACUACGAUGGGGAAGACAAGCUCGAGACCGUGCUUGAGGUCCCCAUCCCGGAGGAGAUGUUCGCUCCCGCGAGCAAAUCCUCGAACAGGUCGUGGGCGCACAUGAAGUCCUGGAUGCGACCGUCGAGCCACGAGAAGUCCUCCCCGGCGGUGACCGUCCUCCUCGGCGGAGGGCGGAGCGCCGAGCUCCAGCUCCUCCUCGGCGUCGUCGGAGCUCCGCUGGUCCCUCUCCCCAUAAGUCACCGCCACCUCCACAACACCCACAUCGCCGCGAGCAUGAAAAAUCACCCCAUCGAAGCAUCGAUGGCCAAGUACAUAAUGCAACAGUACGUGGCGGCGUCGGGAGGCGAGCAGGCGCUGAGCGCGGUGGAGAGCAUGUACGCCAUGGGGAAAGUGAGGAUGGCCGCGUCGGAGAUGUGCUCCGGCGAAGAGGGCAAGGCGAAGGCGGCGGCGGCAGCGGCGACCGUGAAGAGCAUGAGGCACGGGGUCGGGGAGGUGGGCGGGUUCGUGCUGUGGCAGAAGAGGCCUGAGCUGUGGUGCCUCGAGCUGGUGGUCCCCGGCUGCAAGAUCAGCGCCGGCAGCGACGGCAAGGUGGCGUGGCGGCAGACGCCGUGGCACCACUCCCACGCCUCCCGCGGGCCGCCCCGGCCUCUCCGCCGGUUCUUGCAGGGUCUCGAUCCGAGGUCCACGUCGGACUUGUUCUCCAACUCGGUCUGCAUCGGCGAAAAGGCGAUCAACGAUGAAGACUGCUUCGUCCUCAAGCUCGAAGCUGAGCCUUCCACGCUACGGGCCAGAAGCAGCAGCAAUGUCGAGAUAAUCCGGCACACGCUGUGGGGCUACUUCAGCCAGAGGACCGGCCUCUUGGUCCAAUUGGAAGACACUCACCUCCUAAGAAUCAAGUCGUUGAGCUCCGAGAGCAUCUACUGGGAGACGACCAUGGAGUCCCUGAUCCAGGACUACCGGACCAUCGAUGGUAUAAACAUCGCUCACUCCGGUAGGACGUCGGUGUCCUUGUUUAGGUUCGGUGAGAACUCAGAGAGCCAUUCCAGGACGCGGAUGGAAGAGGUUUGGGCCAUCGAGGAGGUGGACUUCAACAUCAAGGGGUUGUCGAUGGACUGUUUCUUGCCACCGGCUGAUCUGAAGAAGGAGGAGGACACAUGCGGGGUUGUGCCGAGCCAUGCGCGAGUCCCAUUCAGCGUUCGGUCGAGCUCCACGAAGAUGAGCGCUUCGAAAGUCGUUGCUUUGGACGUCGACAUCGACGACUCGUGCGAUCCAGAAAGAGAUGAAGAGCCGUAGACUGAACCUCAUUCGAUCCUCCGACAUCUUUUUGUAAAUAUACUGACAGAUUGCCGCGCGUCAGCUUGCGCGCAGAGCCGAGUUAUAUAGAUCCACAAAUUCCCGAGUUAAAAGUGAUGAAAUGGUGUAGUAUGCCACGAUUUUUAUCCCAUUUCGUUUGUUUCUUAAAAUUCACUCUAGCUAUAGAUACUUUCCGACACUUGCGUCCUAUAAAAUGUUGGCUCAGAUAAACCUUUGU